UGUCCCUUCAGAGAGGCCGAGGCGCUGAUUAGCAUUUAUUUCCUCGAUGAGGUUUUUUGCUCUUGUCUAGACUGCGAAUGCAACUCCCAUAGAUAACAGGCCUGCUACAUUCCUUUAUUGUUCCUGUUAUGACUGUUGUUUGAACGUCAAUUGUCGUCUGCGACCGACUUGAACACUUGUAUCGACGGGGUAGCCGGCCUUUCUACUCCAGUUCUUAUCUUACCACUCGAAAAGAAUCACGAUCGACGACCAGAGAAUCUCGGUUGCCUGGCACGAAAACUUGAGGAAUAUCAGGAGUGUCUUCUGAGGCACCGCGCACUGGACGAAAAAAAGUACUACUCGAAUUGACCACGCACAAUAUCUCACCGGCCGAUGCAGUGGACGACCGCCAGGUGACCCGCGAGAACCACAAAGCGACUCGACAUCAAAGUCCCGAGGCGAGGGUUUUUGUUGCUCUUGGAAGGAAUAGAGUAGACUCGGGGCGUCCUCCCCAAACCCGCCGGCACAAUGAUGAACGGAUACGAAAAGAACAACCAUGACGAGGACCCCUUUGCCCCGUCGGGUAGCGUAGUCAGCGCAUUCGAUGCCUUUCCAAAGUCAAAACCGCAAUACGUGACGCGGACGUCAGGCGGCGGCAAGUGGACGGUGGCCAUGCUGCUCGUCUCGGCGAUCCUGACGUGGUCCGAGCUGGCGCGCUGGUGGCGCGGCGUGGAGACGCACACCUUUGCCGUGGAAAAGGGCGUGGGCCAGUCGAUGCAGAUCAACAUGGACACGGUGGUGCACAUGCGGUGCCAAGACAUCCACGUCAACGUCCAAGACGCCGCGGGGGACCGCAUCAUGGCCGCCGCCCGCCUCAAGAUGGACGACACCACCUGGGCGCAGUGGGUCGACGGCUCGGGCGUGCACCGCCUCGGCCACGACCAGCACGGCAAGGUCGUCACGGGUGAGGGCCACGAGGAAGGGUUCGGAGAGGAGCACAUCCACGACAUUGUCGCCCUCGGAAAGAAGCGCGCCCGCUGGAGCAAGACGCCCAGGCUGUGGGGCGCCACCCCGGACAGCUGCCGCAUCUUUGGGAGUCUGGAUCUGAACAAGGUCCAGGGUGACUUUCACAUCACGGCGAGGGGUCACGGUUAUAUCGAGUUUGGGGACCACUUGGACCACAGUGCCUUCAACUUCUCGCACAUAGUCAACGAGUUCUCCUUUGGAGACUUUUACCCCUCUCUCGUCAACCCGCUCGACAAGACGGUCAACACGUGCGAGAAGAACUUCCACAAGUUCCAGUACUUCUUGUCCGUGGUGCCGACGCUGUACAGCGUCAAGUCGUCGACAGGCGCCUUUGGCUACUCGACCAUCUUCACCAACCAGUACGCCGUGACGGAGCAGAGCUCCGAGAUCAGCGAGAUGAACGUCCCCGGCAUCUUUUUCAAGUACGACAUUGAGCCCAUCCUGCUCGACAUUGAGGAGUCGCGCGACACCAUCCUCGUCUUCCUCAUCAAGGUCAUCAACAUCCUCAGCGGUGCCAUGGUAGCCGGCCACUGGGGCUUCACCAUGUCCGAAUGGAUCAAGGAGGUUCUGGGCAAGAGGAGACGGGCCAGCUCCAAUGGAGUCUUGGGAAACAAGGCUGGUUAUGAUGAAUGAAAGGGUGUGUCUGCAUCUGGGAGAGUAGUCAGCCAGCCAGCAUAAAAAAUGUGUUUUCUUUCUUUCUUUCAUUUCUUUCUCUCGUGGUUUGGCAUUUGCAUAUUGGGCAUAGAUGUAUAUAAACCUUGGUUUCGAUUGUAUGUUUGUCGUUUCAUCUUUUUCGCCUUGCCUCUUUUCGCAUCUGCUUGACCCACACUCGUACAGAGUCUCCGUCCUUUUCAUUGUUUGUUAUGUAUAGAUACAAGAACACCACCUGAGCUCGCGACCAACAUAGAGCAGUUUCAUGUAAAGAGCCCAACCUCCAAUUUCCAAACGAGUCGAGGAAUCCCCCACCAGACUUGGAAGCAAAGCCUCUCCAAUCAAUCCAAGUCAACAAACUGAAUAUGCGG
Pyricularia oryzae 70-15 is the source of this 2027-nucleotide messenger RNA. Its product is annotated as endoplasmic reticulum-Golgi intermediate compartment protein 2. The record is from RefSeq and is a predicted model, not a curated record. Gene Ontology annotation, cellular component: endoplasmic reticulum membrane; COPII-coated ER to Golgi transport vesicle; endoplasmic reticulum. Gene Ontology annotation, biological process: retrograde vesicle-mediated transport, Golgi to endoplasmic reticulum; endoplasmic reticulum to Golgi vesicle-mediated transport. Lineage: Eukaryota; Fungi; Ascomycota; Sordariomycetes; Magnaporthales; Pyriculariaceae. The coding region runs from base 508 to 1638 and encodes 376 amino acids. The transcript is spliced from 3 exons.